Messenger RNA from Tachyglossus aculeatus (Australian echidna), 3081 nucleotides. RefSeq names its product endoplasmic reticulum to nucleus signaling 2 (gene ERN2). Lineage: Eukaryota; Metazoa; Chordata; Mammalia; Monotremata; Tachyglossidae. Gene Ontology annotation, biological process: IRE1-mediated unfolded protein response; intrinsic apoptotic signaling pathway in response to endoplasmic reticulum stress; mRNA processing. Gene Ontology annotation, cellular component: IRE1-TRAF2-ASK1 complex. The record is from RefSeq and is a predicted model, not a curated record. Gene Ontology annotation, molecular function: protein serine/threonine kinase activity; RNA endonuclease activity; ATP binding.
AUGACCAAAAACAUAAGCCAAAUCCUGUUGAGAAUUGGAGAUAUUAAGUCAGGAAACCGAACAAGAGUCAUAUGGGAGAAACAAUUGGGCCUUAUUCACCCAGAAGCCUUGCAACUAGGCUUUGGGCAAAGACAAAGACCUUAUCCGCUGUUCUCUCUGGCCUCUCAAGAUUUGGGCCUGGGGUUUCAUCCCCUCCCCGAGUUUGGUUUUUGGUUGUUGGGUUGGUUUUCAUGGUGUCGAGCAAGUUUCUAUCCUGAGGCAAGAGGAAGAGAGGAAUUGUCAGAUCAGUGAGUCAUGGCACAGGCAGAGGGCCAGAUGGGGAACGCGGUGACCGUCCCGGAGACCCUGCUCUUUGUGUCCACCCUGGACGGGAGCCUGCACGCGGUCAGCAAGAGGACAGGUGGCAUCAAAUGGACCCUGAAAGAUGAUCCUAUCAUCCAGGGGCCACUGUACGUCUCAGAACCGGCCUUUCUUCCGGAUCCCAAUGAUGGCAGCCUGUACAUAAUGGGGGGAAAGAACAAGGAAGGUCUGAUGAAACUCCCUUUCACCAUCCCGGAGCUGGUCCAGUCAUCCCCGUGCCGCAGCUCAGAUGGCAUCCUCUACACAGGGAAAAAGCAGGAUACUUGGUUUCUGGUGGACCCCACAUCAGGAGAGAAGCAGACGACCCUGUCGACAGAGGCAUGGGAUGGGCCGUGCCCCUCAGCCCCCCUCUACAUCGGCCGAACACAAUACACGGUCACCAUGUUUGACACCAAGUCACGUGAGCUACGCUGGAACGUCACUUACCACGAUUACUCUGCGCCGCUCAUGGAUGAUUCCUAUGGCUACGAGUUGGCUCACUUGGCCUCCAGCGGGGACGGGCUGGUGGUGACGGUGGACAAAGGGAGCGGGGCGGUGCUUUGGAUGCACAACUACGGCUCCCCGGUGGCGGGCAUCUACGCUUGGCACCAGGACAGCCUGCGCCGGCUGCCCCAUCUGAACGUGGCCAUGGAGACCCUGCGCUACCUCACGUUCUACUCCCACCACAUCCGCCUGGCCCACUGGAGAAGCCCACCUGAACCUGCCAAUAGGGACUUCUCCGCCACUAAGACCCAGCUCCAGUCGACCCUCUAUGUGGGGAAGCACGCGGCCACCUUCUAUGCCUCCACUGCUCUGGUCCAUGCUGGCGUGGCCCUGGUGCCGCGGGGGGUGACCCUGGCCCGGAUCGAGGGGCCCACCACAGAGGAGGUGACCCUGCGGGAGUCGGGGGAGUGUGAGAUCACCCCCAGCACGGAUGUCAAAUAUCCCCAUGGCAGCGUCACCUCCCUCAGCAACCAGUGGCUGCUCAUCGGCCACCAUGAGUUGCCCCCGGUGGUUCUCACCACCAUGCUGAGAGCCUUCCCAGCGGCAGGCAGGACGGCGGCGGCGGCGGCAGAGCACUUACCUCCCAGAACCUCUCCAGUCCCCACGCUCUUUGACGAGUUCUUGAGGCUGAGUCCAGAGGAAGAGGCCUGGGGCCCCGAGCGGCCGCCGGACGUGGACAGCGGCCCUGCUGCAGGACACACGGAGCUCUAUCCCCAGCCUGGGCCCGGUGGCCUGCUGAUGGCUGGCGUCACUGCCCUCUUGCUGGGUGGCUGGCUCCUCUGUCUACUGCUCCAGCAUCUGCAGGAACAGCAGCGGGUGCAGCAACAGCGACUGGAGCAGCAGCUGGACGAAAAGCUGAAGCAACUUCAGCAGCCCAGCCCAGCCGGCCCCGAUGGCCCGCCCCUUCCCCGGAAGACCACCCUGGGGGGGCUCUCCCCAACCCCCUCCACCAGCUCCCUGCAGAGCUCCCGGGGACCCGGAGACCCCGAAGCUGGGGAGCUGACGGUGGUCGGGAAAAUCUCCUUCAACCCCCGGGAAGUUCUGGGUCACGGAGCAGGAGGCACCUUCGUGUUCAGGGGCCAGUUUGAGGGGCGGGCGGUGGCGGUGAAGCGGUUGCUGCGUGAGUGCUUUGGGCUGGCAGAGCGGGAGGUGCAGCUACUGCGGGAGUCGGAUGCGCACCCCAACGUGGUGCGCUACUUCUGCACCGAGCGGGGACCCCAGUUCCACUACAUCGCCCUGGAGCUCUGCCCGGCCUCUCUGCAGGAGUAUGUGGAAAACGGCGGUGUGUCCGGCCUGAGCCUGGAGCCCGUGGCCCUGCUACAGCAGACUGCAUCUGGACUCGCUCACCUGCACUCUCUCAAUAUCGUUCACCGAGACCUGAAGCCCUGCAACAUCCUCAUCUCGGGGCCCGACAGCCGCGGGCGCAGCCGGGCCGUCCUCUCCGACUUCGGCCUCUGCAAGAAGAUGCCCCGCGGACGUCACAGCUUCAGCCUGCGCUCGGGCAUCCCCGGCACUGAGGGCUGGAUGGCCCCCGAGCUCCUGUGCCCCCAGCCCCAGGAUAACCCUACCUGCGCCGUGGACAUCUUCUCCGCAGGCUGCGUGUUCUACUACGUGCUGUCCGGAGGAGAGCAUCCAUUUGGGGACAGCCUGCACCGCCAGGCCAACAUCCUGGCCGCAGCCCACCGACUCAGCCACCUGGAGAGCCGGACCCACGACAAGGUGGUUGCCCGAGAGCUGGUGGAAGCCAUGCUGAGCGCCAGGCCCCCGCUGCGCCCCUCGGCCCGCCGCGUGCUGGCCCACCCCUUCUUCUGGAGUCCGGCCAGGCAGCUGCAGUUCUUCCAGGACGUGAGCGACCGGUUGGAGAAAGAGGCGUCGGAGGGGCCCGUGCUGUCGGAGCUGGAGGCCGGGGGCCGCGCCGUCGUCCGGGGCAACUGGCACGUGCACAUCUCCGCCCCGCUGCAGACAGACUUGCGAAAGUUCCGGUCUUACAAAGGGACGUCGGUGCGGGACCUUCUCCGGGCUAUGAGGAACAAGAAACACCACUACCACCAGCUGCCCGUCGAGGUACAGCAGGCCCUGGGGGCCGUUCCCGAGGAGUUCGUGGGGUACUUCACGGCCCGCUUCCCUCUGCUGCUCCUGCACACGCACCGGGCCAUGCGGGGCUGUGCCUCCGAGCGUCUCUUCCGGCCCUACUACGGGGAGGGGCAGGAGGAGCCGGAGCAGCUCUGGGGCAGGUAG